GCGAAAACGAGACGUACCCCAUGAUCCUGGUGCCUCGCGUUUGGGCAAACCCGCGACGGUUCAACUUCGAUAAGAUCGGCAACGCCAUGUUGGCGCUGUUCGAGGUGCUCUCCUUCAAGGGAUGGCUGGACAUCCGGGACGUGCUGAUCAAGCGGCUUGGUCCGGUGCAGUCGAUCUACAUCCACAUAUUCGUGUUCAUCGGCUGCAUGAUCGGCCUGACGCUGUUCGUUGGCGUGGUGAUCGCCAACUACUCGGAGAACAAGGGCACGGCGCUGCUGACCGUCGACCAGCGGCGCUGGUGUGACUUGAAGAAGCGUCUGAAGAUCGCGCAGCCGCUGCACCUGCCGCCGCGGCCCGACGGCCGCCGCUGGCGCGCCGUCGUCUACGACUUCACGCAGAACAUUAUCUUCAAGCGUUUCGUAGCCAUGCUGGUCAUCACCAACAGCAGCCUCAUCUGUGUGCAGUGGGACUACGCGGCCGUAUACACACCGUAUCUGGCCGUGGUCUCCUCCGUCCUCAACCUCUUCUUCAUGCUCGAAGUUGUGAUGAAGAUGAUCGCCUUCUCGCCGCGGGGCUACUGGCAGUCGCGUCGCAACCGCUACGACCUCUUCGUCACCGUGCUCGGUCUCAUCUGGGUCAUCCUCAACUUCACGUUCCCCAUGACCAAGAUGCAAAAGAACUACACCAACUCGCUGGGAUUCAUCUGCAUCAUCCUGCGUUUCUUCACCAUCACGGGCAAGCACGCCACCCUUAAGAUGCUGAUGCUCACCGUGGUGGUAUCCGUCUACAAAAGUUUCUUCAUCAUCAUGGGCAUGUUUCUUCUGCUGCUCAGCUAUGCCUUCGCUGGCACGAUUCUGUUCGGCACCGUCAAAUAUGGAGAGGGAAUCGGCAGGCAGGCCAACUUCAAGACGGCGCCCAACUCGAUCGUAAUGCUGUUCCGGAUCGUAACGGGCGAGGACUGGAACCAGAUCAUGCACGACUGCAUGGUGGAGCCGCCGUCGUGCACGCCGGCGGCGCGCGGCUCCUCCUACUGGCUCACCGACUGCGGCAACUUCACGGUGGCGCUCGUCUUCUUCUGCUCCUUCUACGUCAUCAUCACGUACAUCGUGCUCAACCUGCUGGUGGCCAUCAUCAUGGAGAACUUUUCCCUCUUCUACUCCAACGAGGAGGACGCGCUGCUCAGUUACGCCGACAUCAGGAACUUCCAGAACACGUGGAACGUCGUGGACAAGAACCAGCGCGGCGUUAUCCCCGUCCGCAAGGUCAAGUUCAUCCUGCGUCUGCUCAAGGGCCGGCUGGAGGUGGACCCGCAAAAGGAUCGACUCCUCUUCAAGCACAUGUGCUACGAACUGGAGCGGCUGCACAACGGCGAGGAGGUGACCUUCCACGACGUGCUGAACAUGCUCAGCUACCGCUCUGUGGACAUUCGCAAGAGUCUGCAGCUGGAGGAGCUGCUGGCCCGCGAGGAGCUGGAAUACAUCAUUGAGGAGGAGGUGGCCAAGCAGACCAUCCGGCAGUGGCUGGACGGCUGCCUGAAGCGGAUCAGGGCGCGCGAGCAGAGCAGUCUGAUCGCCGGCCUGCGCGCCACCAACGAGCAGGCGCUCAUGCGGCUCAACGAGGAGCGCCGGCUGGAGCGCGAGAAGGAGAAGGAGGAGGAGCCGGCCGACCCGCCGCCGCGCCAGCGCAAGAAGGGCGUCUGCAUGGGCCGCUCGGACUCGGUGGGCUCGGCAGCGCGCAAGUUUCUCACGCCGUCGCUGAGUGACGCCAGCGUCGUCAAGGACAAGGAGCGCACGGCCAGCAAGCGCCGCGCGCGCUCCGCCGUGGGUAACAAGUCUCUGCCGGACGUGAACGAGGCCGGCGAGGCGGCGGCGCUAGCGUCACCGGACACGCCGCGGCCGGUGGCCGGCAGCUGCCCGCCGGCCGCCGCCGCCUGGUCAGACGUCACCGGCUGGUGGGCCGACCACUGCGAGCUCACCGCCCAGGAGGACUCGUCCUCCGUCUGAGGAUGGGACCACUGCGAGCUCACCGCCCAGGACUCGUCCUCCGUCUGAGGAUGGGACCACUGCGAGCUUACCGCCCAGGAGGACUCAUCCUCCGUUUGAGGACGCGAUCACUGCGAGUUUACCGCCCAGGAGGACUCGCCCUCCGCCUGAGGACGCGACCACUGCCAGCUUACCGCCCUGUGGGACUCUGUCUCCAUCUGAGGACGCGCCAUUAUAAGCUUACUACCCAGGAAGGCUUGACCUUCGCCUGAGGACGCGACCGCUGCGAGCUCACCGCCCGGACCUCGGAGGACUCGUCCUCCGCCUGAGGACGCGACCACUGCGAGCUUAUCGCCCGGACUCGGCCUCCAUCUGGGGACGCGCCACUAUGAGCUUUCUACCCGGGAGGACUCGUCCUCCGCCUGAGGACGCGACCACCGCGAGCUUACGGCACAGUCGAGUUCAGUCACCGCCGUGUUAAUGAACUUUGUGAUUGCUGUCAUCUCCCCUGUCGGUUAAACCAAUGAAUGGCGCGAUGUCACACGUUGAGAUGUACCGUAACCUGAUUGUUCUAGUCAGCCCUUGGCGGCGGAGGCGGCGGUGACUGCAGCCUGGCCAGCUACCACCGCUGGCCAGCUGCCGCCGCAGCUAUAGCUGCCUGGUCAGCUGCCGCUCACCGGCUGGCGGCCAGGCGACCAGUCAACAUUCGCCCCAGACCGGCCUGAGCGGGUGGUAACUGCCGGUUUACACUGUGUGGUGUAGUGCACAGGGCGUUUACAGUCGACUACGGAUUGUUAAAUGUGUAGCGACUUUGAUGUGCCAGUAUAGUGAUGUGCUUUUGUUCGCUGUUCGAUGUAGCGUCAGAUCCGGUUGUGCUGAACGUUGUUAGCUAUGUCUAGCUUUAUUUAUAGAUUUAGAGCGAGAGAGGGAAAGCGGGUCUACCAAAUGUGUUCCUGUUUCCUGGCGGAGCAAAGAAUCCAGAUUCCGGACGGCACGAAUGCUGGACAGAGUGCCACCCCUGUGCUUUGUCUUCGCAGAAAUACUAUGGUUGAAACGUUGCCGCAAUAUGCGCGUCAUCAUUUGACGUUAGUCUCCCAGUAGGCUGGUCAAAACUGCGCAGAAUUGCAACCCAAGGAGGGGGACGCGAACAUAAAUACGAAAGGAAGCAAAGGGUGGUAUGAAAAUUUCAGGUAUUUAAUUGAAAUAGGAAGUUUCGCUGGUCGCAACGUCGUUGGUUCCGCCAACAAAACUGGUUGCGAUUAAAUGGGUAGACUGUUGCAGCAUUCUUCCCAGUAUUUGCGGUUCUUAAGAUGCGAAAGAUAAAACGUGCGCGAAAUGAAUGUGGAAGGUAGGAUGAGAACUACGCACGUAAUUGACUCAGCAAUAUCCCGUAGUCCCAGUGGCCCAUCUUUUCGGGAAAAUUUGGGCCUCGGCACGUGCUAUGUGGGGAUGAUUUGGAGGAAGUGGUUUUGUCGUUAUGGUGCGUUGUUUGUUUUAUGUUGGAUGUUUUAGUUAGGCAGCGGCACGGUAAUGCAAGGUACAUAAUUGUCAACAUCUCAGUUGUUCAUUUUGUUGGGGUUGAAGAAUUGCUUUCUGGAUCAUGAUUCUCUUCUCUCCACGAGAGGUUAUUUUUGGUAGGCCCAAUCUCUUUUAGAGAUGUUUUAUCUAGCACUGGACGCGCUUUGAACGCUGUGAAGCUGGUCACUGGCGUCGUGGUGUUCUCGCGAGAACCACGGUGUAGGAGGGCAGUUGGUGCUGUGCUUCGCGGGCGGGCUGGUGGCCUCGUUCUCAAUCUUCCCUGUUCUCAGUCGUUUUGUGGUGAACUGUAAUCGCGAUAGUAUCGCUAUUUUUCUGUGGCGAUCUUGUGUCUUUUCUGUGGUGCGUUCGACGCGUUCCGUUGUGCGAGCUCAGUUGGUCUUGUCUUGCAGUAUUAUUUACCUGCGAUUUUGAAAUUUUUUUUUCCCGAUAGUGACCAAAUUGCGCUGCAACGUUGGCUAGCUUAGAUCGGUCCUAGGAGCCUCCUGCGUUUUGCUUAGUGUUUGGCAGGAAGUGCUGUGUUUUACCCGAAAUAGAUGUAUCGCGCCGACGCCGGGCCGAUGAACCGUCCGCCAGUACCAUAAGAGCUGCGA
This is a messenger RNA of Pollicipes pollicipes, 4111 nucleotides long. RefSeq names its product sodium leak channel non-selective protein. The coding region runs from base 21 to 2003 and encodes 660 amino acids. Lineage: Eukaryota; Metazoa; Arthropoda; Thecostraca; Pollicipedomorpha; Pollicipedidae. The transcript is spliced from 11 exons. Gene Ontology annotation, biological process: positive regulation of synaptic transmission, GABAergic; transmembrane transport; positive regulation of synaptic transmission, cholinergic. Gene Ontology annotation, cellular component: plasma membrane. The record is from RefSeq and is a predicted model, not a curated record. Gene Ontology annotation, molecular function: monoatomic cation channel activity.